AUGGACGCCCAGCAGCAUCCCAACAAGAAGAUAAAACGGUCGCACGGCGAUGAGGCGCAAAGCCCCGUCUCGACCCCUGCAGCCCCCAAGAAGUUCAACCACACACCGCCUCCCUCGCCGCACGCCGAACGCUCUGCAUCAGCAUCCGACGAGUCGACCGACGCCGCUGUUCCCGUUGUCAAGAAAGUCGACCUCGAGGGCAUCAAUGAUGAGAUUGUCGAGGCUGUCAUCGUCCAACUUCAGGACACCGGCAACCGACCCUAUCUCGUCAAGGAGCUUGCCACUAUCCUCAUGCAGCAGCUCAAGAUCGUUCAACAGUCUGCGAACCCAUGCGCCAUCAUCUCCUCAAGGCUAUCAAGCUACCUGAAGCGAUCGUGCUGGACGGCGCUAGCCCCCUGCCCCUUGGCGAAGGAGCUGGAGACGGUGCAUCCCCGGAGAACAUACUUCUACCUCACCACAUGCCCACAUCAACCACUCCCUGGCCCGGCUGCAGUCCCACUGGCUCAGCGCGCCAUUGUUACGCCUUCGCUAUCCAGCGCCACUUCAACUUCCGAAGAUGCCGACGAGGAAAGGAGACGGGAGUUGAGCCCUUCCCCUGAAGUGGAUCUCUCCUCUCCCGAGUUCGACGACAUGGACGACGACAUUCCAAUGCCGAGCACCCCGAUCGGGUCGCUUACUUCUCGCCAGCCUCAGAUUAGCACCUUCAUGGCACAUAAUCAAAGAGGCGCCUCGCCUCCCCUGGAGAAAGAUGAGAAGGAGUUUACCCAGACUGCAGAUGGGCUGCAGAAGCGAAAGCUUACCGGCGAUCUGCUUUCUUCCUCUACGAAUCCCGUUGAGAACAACAUGGACUUGGACGAUGGAAGAGACGACAGCCUCUUUGGUGACUCAAAGACCUUGUCAGUACACCAGCCGAUGGCUUUUAUCACCAGUCCCGCGAUACGCCCGAGCUUUGCAUUCAACCUUAAAAAGGAGGGAGAGGCCGAAAGCUGGGCCAAGUUAGAUAAUAUGCUCGAAUGGGACCGGAGCCCCGAGAAUAUUGAGCUCGAUGAGCUCGACGGAUUGCUAAGCGGCUACUAA
Messenger RNA from Phaeoacremonium minimum UCRPA7, 1077 nucleotides. RefSeq lists its product as hypothetical. The transcript is spliced from 2 exons. Lineage: Eukaryota; Fungi; Ascomycota; Sordariomycetes; Togniniales; Togniniaceae. The coding region runs from base 1 to 1077 and encodes 358 amino acids. The record is from RefSeq and is a predicted model, not a curated record.